This is a messenger RNA of Babesia bovis T2Bo, 788 nucleotides long. RefSeq lists its product as uncharacterized. The record is from RefSeq and is a predicted model, not a curated record. The coding region runs from base 517 to 720 and encodes 67 amino acids. The transcript has a single exon. NCBI's taxonomy places the organism in Eukaryota, Apicomplexa, Aconoidasida, Piroplasmida, Babesiidae.
AAUCUAUAAAAAGAAGUUGCUAAUAAUCUAAAUGGUAUUAAAACUCAACGGUUAAUUAGUUAUAGGUAGCACACACUGGAUUUCGUCAUAGCGUUAUGAAAAAGGUUAUUAUCUAUAUAGGUUACUUAGUCUGAUCAAAUUGUUAUAGAUGUGAAUAUAUACACUAGCGCUGAAAACUAGAAAUGAAACGUGAUCUAGAUGGUCCAUACGCCACUUUGACUGUUAGAGAUAUACAUUCAUUAACCUUUCCUAUAUUUUAAUCCACAGGUUUUACAAUCACCAGCCAAUGCUUUGAUUAAUUGAUACUAUAGAUGGAGGUGUAGGAUCAACUCCAAAUUUCCUGCAUAUCCCGCAUAACAAGAGCGUUUUAACUGGCAAUGAUAUGCGUUGAACUAUUGAAAUCAUCGGUAAUUGCACUCAUCUUGUGAUUGUAUUCAACAUCAUUUUGGUAGGUAAUGUCUUUACAUUGUGGGAUAGUGAAUUCACACUGUUACGCAUAUUUUUGCCCCUGGACCAAUGUUCCUCGUUGUUCUAAAUAAAGAAAUAUACCGUAUCCAAAAAUGUUAUUCUACAACAGCCAAUAUAACAAGUUUGAUUUCAAAAAAAACAGAUUAUAGUGAAAUGACAUGUAUUUCCCAGCACGUUUGUUGCCGAAGACUAUUCAAUAACCAACAACCUAAAAUGGCAAAUAGAGUGAUCUCAAAGAUUCUAAGUGAUUAGGAUACAUAAGAUCUAUGGAUGAUUUCAAUGAUAUCAAAAACCAACAAAAUAAUAAUAAACUAUGACGA